AUGUCACGAAAUAGAGACAAAUUAGGGAGAUUUGUAAAACAACAAAUUGAAAUUUUAGAAAACUCUCCUAAAUCGUCUUCUUCCACUCGUUCUCAUUCACCACCAUCACCCAUACUUCCUGCAUUGCCAAUGAUGGCUCAACAACAGGAAAUCCAACCAAGAACGCUACAGGAUUAUCUACAUCCUACGCGUACGGCCACACCUUCAUGCAUAAUGUAUCCCAUGAAUAUGCCCAACUUCGAUUUCAAACCUGGCAUGAUUCAACUUUUACCAACCUUUCAUGGUAUGGAAAAUGAGAGUCCAUAUGUGCAUAUUCAGGCAAUUGAAGAGGUGGUGGCCACAUUCAACAACCAAGCUGACAUCAUUAACUUGGUGAGAUUGAAGUUCUUUCCUUUCUCACUCAAGGAUAAAGCCAAAAGCUGGUUGUAUUCCUUAAGGCCAAGGUCUAUUGGGACAUGGGACGAAAUGACAAAAGCAUUUUUCUCUAAAUUUUUCCCACCCCAUAAGACUAGCAGCCUUAAGAGGCAAAUCUCUACCUUCACCCAAAAGGACCAUGAAACGUUUCAUCAGGUCUGGGAGAGGUUUAAAGUUUUGAUGGGCCAGUGCCCACAUCAUGGAUACGAAACCGGAGUCUACCAAUUGAAGGAGGAGGACAGUGUGAAAGCUCAACUUGAAGCUUUAAAAAAACAAUUUGAGGCUUUCAAAACUCAAGAAGGUAAAGCACUCCAGAUGGCUGCAAAAGUGGAAAAGCAAGAACCAUGCUUCAUUUGUGGAGGGACUGAUCAUCAACCACAAGAGUGCCCUAGUCUUAGUAUGUUGAGGGGAGGAGAUGAGGAACAGUGUAAUACCUUAGGGGACUACAAGAAGCCUUAUAAUGCCUACUCCAACACAUACAAUCCUGGUUGGCGUAACAAUCCCAAUUUCAGUUGGAAGGAUACAAGUCAAAAUCAAGCAUCUGGGAGCCAAUGGAGGCCUGAUCAACAAAAGAAUUCUCUUGAGAGUUCCAUGAAAAUUCUCGCAGAAUCCCAACUAGAGUUCAGGACUUAUUUCACUCAGGUGAUAGAGGAAUUGAAGGACAUAAAGAUUCAAAUAACAAAGUUAAAUGAUUCUUCAGUCAUUCAAGAGCGUGGUAAGCUUCCCGCUCAGCCUCUAAUCACCCCCAAAGGGCAACAUAUGGCACAAACCUCCGCUCCUUCAGAGUCUAAUCUCAAAGGGGUUAAUGCCAUUACUACCCGAAGUGGUUAA
Molecule: messenger RNA, 1245 nt
Organism: Cannabis sativa
Lineage: Eukaryota; Viridiplantae; Streptophyta; Magnoliopsida; Rosales; Cannabaceae
Exons: 2
Coding region: 1-1245 (414 amino acids)
Source: RefSeq, a predicted model, not a curated record